GCCCCGGGCAUGUGGGUGUGGGUUACCCAUUAACCAGUGGCGCGGACAUAAAGGGACCCCCCCCCCGGCCCCGUCGCUGACCCCCCCGCAGCCAUGGGGCCUCGGGUGCUGCCCCUCAUCCUCCUGCUGCUGCAUGCGGCCCCCGCCCCCGCACAGAUGGUGACGAUGGUGACGCCGGCGCUGCUGCGGCUGGAGACGGAGGAGCAGGUGGUGCUGGAGGCGCCGGGGCUGUCGGUGCCCACCGAGGCCACCAUCCUGGUGCAGGACUUUCCCCAGAAGCGCCAGGUCCUCCACCAGGUCCGCAGGCAGCUGAACGCCACCCACGGCAUGAUGACCACUGCCACCAUCAAGGUGCCUGCCAAGCUGCUGCCAUCGGUGGUGGGGAAGCAGUACGUGGCGGUGACGGCGCGCGUGGGCGCGGUGACGGUGGAGAAGGUGCUGCUGGUGUCCCUGCAGAGCGGCCACAUCUUCCUGCAGACCGACAAGCCCAUUUACACCCCCGGCUCCACCGUGCUCUGCCGUUUCUUCGCCCUGAGCCACUUCAUGGAGCCGGUGCUCAAGACGGUGAUCGUGGAGAUCAAGACGCCCGACAACAUCAUCAUCAAGCAAGUGCCCGUGUCCUCCCCCAAGAAGAACGGGAUCUUCUCCCUCAACCACAACCUGCCCGAGGUGGUCAGCCUGGGGACAUGGACCAUCAUAGCCAAAUUCGAGGACUCACAGGAACAGGUCUUCAGCACCCAAUUCGAAGUCAAGGAGUACGUGCUGCCGAGCUUUGAGGUGACCCUGGAGCCCGAGGAGAAGUUCCUCUACAUCGACAGGAAGGAGAAUUUCCGCGUGUCCAUCACAGCCAAGUACCUGUACGGGAAGCGCCUGACGGGGACGGCCUUCGCCCUCUUCGGCGUUAUGGUGGACGAGGAGAAGAAGAGCAUCCCCCAGUCCCUGCAGCGCAUCCAGGUGGUGGAGGGGGACGGGGAGGCCUCGCUCUCCAUGGACAUGGUGCGGCAGCGAUUCGCCAACAUGGAUGAGCUGGAGGGACACUCGCUCUACGUCACCGUCACCGUCCUCACCGAGUCGGGCAGUGACAUGGUGGAGGCGCAGCGCACUGGCAUCCACAUCGUGAAGUCCCCGUACACCAUCCACUUCACCCACACCCCCAAGUACUUCAAGCCGGGGAUGCCCUUCGACCUGACGGUCUAUGUCACCAAUCCCGACAAUUCCCCAGCUCCGCGUGUCCGCGUCAAGGCCGAAGGCUUCCAGGGCCUUGUCUCUACCCAGCGCGAUGGCACCGCCAAGCUGGUCCUCAACAUGCCAGCCAACAAGGACUCCAUCACCAUCACCGUCACUACGGACCAGGCAGACCUGCCGCCCGACCGCCAGGCCAAGCAGAAGAUGACUGCCGAGGCGUACAAGAGCCAAGGUAACUCCGGCAACUUCCUCCACCUGGCUGUGGGGGCCAGCGAGGUGCAGCCCGGUGACAACCUCCCCGUGAACUUCCACCUCAAGAGCAACAACGAUGGUGUCCGCAAAUCCGUCUCCUACUUCACCUACCUGAUCCUGAACAAGGGGCACAUCGUCCACGCGGGGAGGCAGCCACGCGACGGUGACCAAAGCCUGGUCACCAUGUCGCUGCCGGUGACGGCCAACCUCAUCCCUUCCUUCCGCAUUGUGGCCUACUACUUCGUGACGCCCAACGAGAUCGUUGCUGACUCCGUCUGGGUUGAUGUCAAGGACACCUGCAUGGGCAGUCUGGUCGUGAAGGGAGCGACAGAAGCCGACAGCCGGGUGCACGAGCCUGGGACACCCAUGAGGCUGCGCAUCGAGGGUGACCACAUGGCCCACGUGGGGCUGGUGGCGGUGGACAAGGCCGUCUUCGUCCUCAGCAAGAAGAACAAGUUCACCCAGACCAAGGUCUGGGACACGGUGGAGAAGAGCGACAUCGGCUGCACUGCCGGCAGCGGCAGGAACCACAUCGGGGUCUUCGCGGACGCGGGCCUCAGCCUAGCCUCCAACGUGAACAUCAACACGCCGCAGAGAUCUGAAGUCCAAUGCGAAAAGCCUGCGAAACGCAAGCGCCGCAGCCUGCAGCUCAUCGAGUACAAAGGCCAGAAGGCGGCCGAGUACACCGACAAGAACCUGAGGAAGUGCUGCGAGGACGGCAUGAAGGAGAACCUCAUGGGCUACAGCUGCGAGAAACGGGCCACCUACAUCCUGGAUGGCAACGCCUGCACCCAGGCCUUCCUCAGCUGCUGCACCUACAUCAAGGGCAUCCGCGAGCAGAAGCAGCGCGAGUCCUACCUCGAGCUGGCUCGAAGCGAGAUGGACGGCGGCUUCCUGGACGACGAAGAUAUCACCUCUCGGAGCCUCUUCCCAGAGAGCUGGCUGUGGCAGGUGGAGGAGCUGAAAGAGCCGCCCAACGAACUGGGCAUCUCCACGAAAACACUGCCUGUAUACCUGAAGGACUCCAUCACCACCUGGGAGGUCCUGGCCGUCAGCCUCUCCAAGAAAAAGGGGCUGUGCGUUGCUGACCCCUAUGAGAUCACGGUGAUGAAGGAGUUCUUCAUCGACCUGCGCCUGCCCUACUCGGUGGUACGGAACGAGCAGGUGGAGAUCCGCGCCAUCCUCUACAACUACUGGAAGAACAAGAUCAAGGUGCGCGUGGAGCUGAUGUACAACCCGGCCCUGUGCAGCGCCUCCACCUCCAAGGCUCGCUACCAGCAGAUCUUCGAUCUGGAACCCCAGUCGUCGCGCGCUGUGCCCUUCGUCAUCGUGCCCUUGCAGCUGGGGCAGCAUGACGUGGAGGUGAAGGCGGCUGUCUGGGGCAGCUUUGUGUCCGAUGGUGUCAAGAAGAAGCUCAAAGUCGUGCCUGAAGGGAUGAGGCUGGAGAAGACAGUGAAGAUAGUUGAGCUGGACCCAAAGACGAAGGGACACAAUGGUGUCCAAGAAGUGAAGGUGACGGCAGCAAAUAUCACCGACAUCGUCCCCAACACUGAGUCUGAGACAAAAGUCAGCAUCCAAGGCAACCCCGUGUCCAUCAUGGUGGAGAAAGCCAUCAAUGGGGAGAAGCUGAAGCACCUCAUCGUGACUCCGUCGGGCUGCGGGGAGCAGAACAUGAUCGGGAUGACACCCACCGUCAUCGCCGUCCACUACCUGGACAGCACGAACCAGUGGGAGAGCUUGGGGGUCGACCGCCGCUCUGAGUCCAUCACCUUGAUCAGAAAGGGUUACACCCAACAACUCGCUUUCCGGAAAGAAGACAGCUCCUACGCUGCCUUCACCAACCGACAAUCCAGCACCUGGUUGACAGCCUACGUGGCCAAGGUCUUUGCCAUGGCCAUCAAGAUAGUGGACAUCGAGCCAGAGGUGGUUUGCGGGGCCGUCAAGUGGCUCAUCCUGGAGAAGCAGAAGCCAGAUGGGAUCUUCCAAGAAGAUGCUCCUGUCAUCCAUAAGGAGAUGGUGGGAGGCUACGAGGGUGCCGAGCCGGAGGUGUCGCUGACAGCGUUUGUCCUCAUCGCGCUGCAGGAAGCCCGGCAGAUCUGCAAGGACCACGUCAAAAGCUUGGACGGGAGCAUCGCCAAAGCCUCCGACUACCUUUCCCGGAGGUACCUAUCGCUGGCCCGACCCUACACGGUGGCCCUGACCUCCUACGCCCUGGCCCUGUCUGGGAAACUCGACAGCGAGAAAUUCCUCAUGAAGAAAUCCAAAGAGGGAAACCGCUGGGUGGAACGCAACUCCCACACCUACAACAUCGAGGGGACGUCCUACGCCCUGCUGGCCCUGCUGCAGAUGGAGAAGAUGGAGCUGACGGGAGCGGUGGUCCAGUGGCUGUCCCAGCAGAACUACUUCGGUGGUGGCUACGGGUCCACCCAGGCCACCAUCAUGGUGUUCCAGGCCCUGGCCCAGUACCAGGUGUCGAUGCCGCGGCAGCAGAAGCUCAACCUCGACGUGUCGGUGCUGCUGCCGCGCCGCGCCAACGCCAUCACCUACCGCAUCGAGAACAGCAACGCCCUGGUGGCGCGCUCCGCCGAGACCAAGCUGAACGAGGACUUCACGGUGAAAGCUUCGGGCACGGGCAAGGGGACGAUGACGGUGGUGACCGUCUACAACGCCAAGGUCCCCGAGAAGGAGAACAAGUGUGACAACUUUGACCUGAAGGUGGACGUGGAGGAUGUGAAGAUGGGCAAGGAGCCGGAGGGCAUCAUCCGCUCUGUCAAGAUCACCAUCUGCACCAGGUACCUGGACAACGUGGAUGCCACCAUGUCCAUCAUCGACGUCUCCAUGCUCACGGGCUUCUCCCCAGACAUGCAGGACCUGAAGAGACUCUCGGAGGGCGUGGAGAGGUACAUUUCCAAGUUUGAGAUCAACCAAGUUCUGUCGGACCGCAGCAACCUCAUCAUCUACCUCGACAAGGUGUCCCACCAGGCCGAGGAGUGCAUUGCCUUCAGGGCCCACCAGCAGUUCCAGGUGGGCCUGAUCCAGCCCGCGUCCGUCACCGUCUACAGCUACUACAAGAUCGACGACCGCUGCACCCGCUUCUACCACCCGGACAAGGACGGUGGGCAGCUGAAGAAGAUCUGCUACGGGGACGUGUGCCGCUGCGCUGAAGAAAACUGCUUCGUGCGGCAGCAGCAGGACAGCCCCAUCACGGUCAACCAGCGCAUUGAGCGUGCCUGCGAGCCCGGGGUUGACUACGUGUACAAGGUGAAGCUGGUGGAAAUGGAGCAGACGGCAUCGCACGACAACUACAUCAUGACCAUCCUCUCCGUCAUCAAGAUGGGCACUGACGAAGACCCAAGUGGAAGCAACCGGACCUUCGUGAGCCACCAGCAGUGCCGGGACGCUCUGAAGCUCCAGCCUGGCCAGGACUACUUGGUCUGGGGGCUGGCCUCCGACCUGUGGGUCACCGGCACCCGCUUCUCCUACCUCAUCGGCAAGGACACGUGGCUGGAGACGUGGCCGUCGGAGGUGGCCUGCCAGGACCCCGAGCUGCAGUCCCUCUGCCAGGCCUUUGUGGAAUUCUCCGAGGCCAUGACCAUCUUCGGGUGCCCCUCCUGAGCGGGUGCCCCCCACCCAUGGGUGCCCCCACCCUCCUGUCCCCUGUUACUCUCUUUUUUUUGGGGGGAGUUAUAAAUGUCCUUUCUCACA
Messenger RNA from Anas platyrhynchos (mallard), 5142 nucleotides. The record is from RefSeq and is a predicted model, not a curated record. NCBI's taxonomy places the organism in Eukaryota, Metazoa, Chordata, Aves, Anseriformes, Anatidae.